ACGUAAAGUAGGUCAUGUAGAAAAAAAAUAGCGGGCCUCUUAGACUCAGUCAUUCUCUCCUUUUUUUGAUUAAUGAAUAUAAUCUGUUUACAUUAAGAUUGUGGACUAAAGUGUCCAAAGUAAACCCAAAGGUUGAGUUUUCAAGGGUAAUGUAGUCUGAGCGUAAAUUCGGAUGGCUAGGACUAGGAGUAUUACAUAGUCAUAGUUUGUCAUAAGAAUUUUUUUAGCUCACUAGUUAUUUUUAGUACUCUCCAUCGCCAUGGCAUUAUAAUAUUUUAAUUAUUAUGUUUUUCUUUUGCAGAACUAGCCUACAUCUGUAACUAAGUUUUCACGACAUAUAGCCACUGCUACUACACUAAUGAGUAUUGUAAUUUGUACUGUUAAUUAGUGGUAUCGUGCACGAUCAGUGCACUAAAAUUUUAACUAUAACUGUAAUAUACCUCGGCCUUGACUGAAAAUGUCUGAAAUAUUGGAUGCUAUCAAAAUGUGGCUGGUAGCCCUAUUGUAUGGUUUUAUUUCGAUACUCAACAUUGUGAAGAGCUGCUUUACUAAAGGUUUCCGACAAGUUUUAUCAUGGAAGAAAAGGGAAAGGCCGUCUUGUUUGGAUGCUCCUGAUUUUGGUACUCAUGGAUUCUUAAAAAUCUCAGAGGUAUUCUAUGUCAUCAGCUUAAAACUUUCUUAUUUUUAAAAAAAAAUACCUUCCCCACAACAUGAUGGCAUGGUGAAUGAGCUUGCUUUAUUAUUAUUAUUGAAAUGCUAUUUAAAAUUUAGGCCCAUUAAUUAUUAAUAUGAGUAUGAGGUACAGAGGCGUAGCGAGGGGGGGGGGACAGAUGUCCCCGGGCAAGCUAGUUAGGGGCGCCAAAAUGUGCUUUGAUUUUAUAUUAUUGGUAAAAAUAAUGGGUUUGAGAGUUGAAAAAAAGAAAAGGGGGCGCUUUAAAAUGGAUCUUGUCCCCGGGCGCAAAUCUUGUCCCCGGGCGCCAAACACCCUCUCUACGCCUCUGAUGAGGUAGAAUGUUCAUUAAUGAACAUUAAGAUAAGAAGAACUAUGGUAGUAUGCAUUAUUUUGUAAUAUUCAUUUUAAUUUUAUUAAUAUUAGCCAAAGCCACCAAUGAGUCAGAUUACAAAACAACAUAUUUUCUUUCUUGAUACUGGAAAAUACAGUUUUAUCAGGAGAUACAAAUUCAUUUUGUGACCCAAAGAUUGUUUCUAGAAAACGAUUUGGUUUCAUAUGUUAAAUGUGAUCCUUUUUUUUUCUCAUCAGGACAUACAAAUUCAUUAUGUGGCAAGUGGACCUGAAGACAAGCCACUUAUGCUGUUUGUUCAUGGUUUUCCGGAGUUUUGGUACUCAUGGAGACAUCAGAUCAAAGAGUUUCAGAAAGACUACAGGUGAAGCAUGAGAUACUAUUAUUAGUGGCAUUUUUAUACAACCAGUGGCAGGGGGGGGGGGGCGCCCCGGGGGGAAUUUUAUUAUUAUAUGGGGGGGCAGCAUUUUGGGUAAAAAGCUACGUUUUUCCCUUGGGAAGGGGGCAGAAAAAAUCUUAGCUCUCCCCAGGCAGCAUGAACUGUAGCUAUACCCGUUGCAUACGAAUACAACUGUUGUGAAAAAUGUUUUUGCCUCCUAAACUUUUAUUGUUUGAAAAUAUUAUUUUUAAGGGUACUUACAGUGAUAAUAAUAAGACAUUUAGCUAAGGUUUGACAGUAGGAAAACACCAACUUCACUGAGGCGGAAAUAUAGCAUUGCUAUUCAAUAACUGUCAAAACUUAAGGGCCAAAUACUUUUGAUCAUCUUUCAGUUAUCAGUUUUGAAAUAUCCACCAGAUGUCUUUUACAAAUUUUCCUUCUCAUCAAUUAUCUGUUUUAUUUUUAUCAACAUUAAUUGUUUAUGGUCUACAUUAUUUGGCUUUGUGUAUUUAGGGUAUGAUUGCUGCUGCUGUUAAUAUUAAUAGAUAUGAGGUUGUAAAAAAAAAAGAAGAAAAAAAGGAACCAGUGAUGAUGACUCAUACUAUAUUGAGAAGGCUAAUGAGUUAUCUCUUUUAGGAGGAGACAUGAGUUCUCACUAUGGCAGUUAUGUCUUAUGAUAAGGAAUUCUUAAACCAUGAGCUCCGAGGAAACUUUAGGAUACCAUAAUGUUUCCCUUAUCCAUCGGUGGCCAUUUAAUUCACAGCUGUCCCCUGGGAUUGGGUGGGUGGGUUGAUUAAGAUCAUUAAAAAAAUAUCCACAUCAAACCUUUGUCCCAGAUGACAUUCCUAUGGACCAGAAUGAUCAGGUUUUAGGGUGAUGUCGUUCUGUAGUGAAAUGUUAAAAUUUCCCUGACCAUGGGCGCAUGGAUACACAAAAAAAGCUUUGUCUGUUGUAAUCAUUUUAACAACAGUAGUUUUAUGAACAUUUUGUCAAACAGAGUUGUUGCCAUAGACCAAAGAGGUUACAGUGAGUCAAGCAAACCAUUGGGCAUAGAAAACUACACGGUGACCAAACUCAUGGCUGACCUAGCUCUGGUCAUUCAAGGAUUAGGUAAAUAGUUUCUACCAUUUAACAAUAAUAAUAAUAAUAAUAAGUGGUCUUAUAUAGCGCGGUACCCCGGCCUAGGGCUGGGCUCACCGCGCUGUACAUAUAUAGCAAAGAGGCAUAAUCAUAAUAUUAAAAUAAAAUACAUAAAUGAAAUAAAAACAACAUAUAAGCAAAACAACACCAUAGGUAUAUUCAUCCACCCACACCAGACAUUUUUACAAGGAAACCCAUGUACGUUUAUCGGUUUAUAGGAGGAGAAUCAGUCAGAGUAGUAUAGUUUAAAUAGAUGUGUUUUGAGUGCAGUUUUGAAGGCCUGUGUGGUUGUUAUAUUGCGGAUGUGUAGUGGCAAAGAAUUCCAUUGUUUGGGGGCGCAGAAAGAGAAAGAUCGUUCACCAUAUAAUUUAGUGCGUGUCUUGGGAACGGACAGAAUACGCGAGUCUGCGGAGGAGCGAAGUUGUCGAAGGGGUGAAUAGACAGAAAGAAGUUCAGUUAGAUAGGAAGGGCAGGAAUCCGAGAAAAAGUUGUGACAGAGAAGAGACAGCUUGUAGUCAAUGCGUGCCUGUAUAGGGAGCCAAUGUAGUGAGUGGAGUAGUGGAGUGACGUGAUCGCGUUUUUUUGCCUUAAGAACAAGCCUAGCAGCAGAGUUUUGAACUUUCUGCAGUUUUUCUAUAAAAUGUUUCGGUGAACCUGACAGAAGUGAGUUGCAAUAGUCAAGACGAGAGAGAACAAGAGCACAGACUAGAGUUUUUGUUGCGCUAACUGUCAGGUAGUGGCGGAUGGAGCUGAUCUGACGGAUGGCGGUGUAUGCCGAACGACAAAUGUGAGAGAUAUGUUUAUCGAGAGACAUGUUGUUAGAAAGAAUAUAACCAAGAUUCCUAGCAGAGGGUGUAAACUGUAUGUCGGAGUUACCUACUUGAAAUGAGGUGGGAAGAGUUGAGGUAGAGGAUGAUUUGUGAUUGUAAAUGAGGAGUGCUUCUGUUUUGUCAUCAUUAAGCUUCAACUUGCUGAGUGUCAUCCAAGACUUGACAUCAUCAAUGCACCCCCGCAAAGUCUGGACAGCGGAAUCGACAAGAGAUGGAUGGGUAUGCAUGUAUAGCUGUGUAUCAUCUGCAAAUGACUGGUUCUCAACAGCAUGCCUCCCGAGCAAGAGGAGUAGUGGUCUGGUAUACAUUAUGAAUAGAACCGGACCCAAAACGGACCCCUGUGGCACUCCGUACACCAAAUCAGCACUGCCGGAGAGACAGCCAUCGACAGAGACCAUUUGCGUUCUAUCAGAGAGGUAGGACCUAAACCAAGCCAAAACCGAACCAGAAAUUCCAAAGUAGUUUUCAAGGGUUUUGAAAAGGAUUUCAUGGUCAACAGUGUCAAAGGCCGCACUGAGGUCUAAGAGGAUCAAAAUGGAGACAUUACCGCUGUCCAUUGCGCGCAAGAGGUCAUUACUGACUCUCAAGAGAGCUGUCUCCGUGCUAUGGAAAUGUCUAUAGGCCGACUGAUUAGAACUGAGAAGAGAGUGAUCAUUUAAGUAAGCAAAAAGUUGUUUUAGGACUAGUUUUUCAAUAACUUUAGAUAAAAAUGAUAAGUUAGAUACAGGUCUAUAGUUUUUUAAAUUAUUUUCAUCCAGACCGGGCUUCUUAAGCAAUGGUUUGAUGACAGCUGAUUUGCAAAGAGGCGGAACAGUGCCAGAAUAUAAGCUUUCAUUUAUUAUGCGGGUUAUUGUUGGGAGCAAGAUAUCUAAUGACUCAACCAACAGGGGGGUUGGGAUGGGAUCCAAAUAACAUGACGUAUGUUUAGAUUUUAGGAUUAUAUUUUUUACCUCAAGUUCUGAAACAGGUUUAAAAAUAUUAAAAUGGGAAGUAAGACAAGGGAAAGGAGGCAAUUCAAGGGGAGGGGCAUCAAGACGAUCAAGCUCAGCUCGAAUGUCAGCUACUUUGCUUGUAAAGAAAUUACAGAAAAUAUCUGGUUGCUUGGGCAGGGGAAACACCGAAGGAAGCGCAGUUCCUUUGUUACUCCCCCUAAGGUGACCACAAACAUCAAACAACUGCCUGCUGGUUUUACCCAUAGUUAUCUUUUGGCUAAAAUACGUAGUCUUAGCACGACAAACAAUCUGAGUGACACGCUUCUUGGCAGCGUAAAAUAUCUGCUUAAAAACCACAAGACCUGACCUUAACCACUUCUUUUCUGCACUACGGCGCUCUUUCUUGGCACUGCGUAGUUCCUCCUUGAUGGUCGCAUACCAGGGAGAUGACCGCUUUAGACUAAAAUUGCGGCGGGUGACAGGGGCGUGUCGGUCAACAACACAUCACUCUAAUCCUAAUUAUACUUAAUUUUAUUUAGAUUUUUAAACUUGAAAAUCAGCUAAUUAUUAAUAAAUGGUUGAGCUAAAUCAUUAUGGAGCAUUAAUGUUUGCUCAAGGUAUCUCUAAAACUCUAUUGCAUCUUUAAACCUGGUGCUACAGAUUUUUUUUAAAAAAGUCUCUGGUAUCAAGAAAGUAAAUUAAACAUGCUAUAUAUAGAAUCAGUACUUGGGGUUUAGAAAAAAUCCUCCUACAGCGGGACCUCUUAUUAAUAUUUUUUAAAAUCAUUCAUAUAAACUUCACUUUUGUUCUUGUGUUUCUUUGUGGCAAAAUCUUCUGAAGACUAGUGGCCAACUUCCCGUCAUCCUAUCAAGCUGAAGCUUGGCUUAUAGACUUGUUGCUGAUGAUAACAUAUUCUAUGAAGUUUUCAGCUCAACCCCAAAAAUAGCUUUUGUUCAUGUGUUUCUUUGUGGAAAAAUCUUCGGAAGGCUAAUUGACCCACUUCCUAUCAUCCUUUCGAGCUGAAACUUGGCACUUAGACUCAUUGCAGAUGACAACUCAUUCUUUCAAAUUUUCAGCCCUAACCCCCAAAAAUCAGUUUUUCCGUGCUUUGUAUUUGUGAUGUAUUAGGGUAUGGGAGAUGACGCUGAGUGCAAACUAAAAUGCAUGUAAAGAAUUUAUUAGAAAAAACUUAUUUUUAUGGGUUGUUAAAUUUGAACCCUAUUUUAUAGUCUGGUAAAGUCAUGGAUCCCCUCUGGUGACGCCCCAAAUGAUCUAUUGAGCAUAAAAACUCCACAAACAUUUAAUUUUAGUUUCAUAAUGAUGAAACUUGUAAAAUUUUGUUCUCAUUCAUGAACAUCCUUUAAGUCAUCCAAGAAUUCCCAAUUCUUAUAAAAAAAAAAAAAAAAAAAAAAAAAAAAAAAUAUUUAAUUUUAGUUUCAAAAUAAUGAAAUUUUUAAAAUUUUGUUCUCAUUCAUGAACAUCCUUUAAGUCAUCCAAAAAUUCCCAAUUCUUAUAAAAAAAAAAAAAAAAAAAAAAUAAAAAAAAAAGUCUCUUAAACAUAUCAUAGAAUUUCUGAUAACAUUACAAAGAAAUGUGUAGGCCUAUGGUCUAUGAUAAUAGUUGAGGUUGGGUGAGUCUGCUGAAGGAUACGAUGUGUAGGCCUAUAGUUGAUGAUGAUAGUUGAGGUUGGGUGAGUCUGCUGAAGGAUACGAUGUGUAGGCCUAUAGUUGAUGAUGAUAGUUGACGUUGAGUGUCUCCUGCAGGUUACAAAAAGUGCAUCCUUGUGGCCCAUGACUGGGGAGCUGUGAUAGCCUGGGCAUUUGGCAGAAAGUAUUCAGACAUGGUGGACAAGCUGAUCAUCAUGAAUUGCCCAUCAGGACCCCUCUUCAAGUCUGUCCUCAAGGAAAGCACAGCUCAAUUCAAGAAGUCUUGGUAAGUUUACAAUACACAUUGUCGCGUGUGGGAGUUCAUUAGUUAUUGUUGCGACUGAAUGAGUCACUGCGCGUGGUUUGUUUGAGAGCUGUUUAAGUAGUGAACCCUCUUCCCGCACUUAAUUAACUUGGGGACAAAUUAUCUAGACUGAUUGGUGAUAUAAGUUUGAAUCCCGCGCCAGUGUUGAAUGGAACUGUGUGGAGGUAGGGUGUAUUAUUUCGGGCUAUAGCGAGCUGCGCUAUCGAUGCCUGUGUGCAUGGAGUUUACAGCCUGUGUUAAUAAUAUGAUAUUAAAGUUGCAUUUAUUAUGAUGAAGGACUUGAGUUAUUCGAUAUUAGUAAGAUGUAAUCAACCUGUAAAAGAAACUGAAAGAUUGACCAACCCAUUAGAACAAGGAGUUGACAUACAUCAGAAGCCUGUCUUCUAACUGAAGCCAAUUCAAUCACAUUAUCAGAUUAUUUGCGCAAUAUAAAGCUAGGAAAUGUCUUGUGGGUUGUUUGUUGUUGUUUUUUUUUUUUUGGGGGGGGGGGGGGAUGAAAUAUGGGCUUAUGUUGGUUAUGGGGUGUUUACAACAGGUGGGAGAAGGCAGGUUUCAGGAGUCAUAGAGUUUAACUACUCAUCAUUGUUACAGCUUGUCAGAGAAAUUUGUUAGGAUGCUACCAAUGGAUGAGAAAAGGCAGGAUGACAAUUAUUCUAUGAAAAUUAUAUUUCGUAAUAAAUAUUGACUUAAAUUUGAUUUUUUGAAACAACCCUUUUUUUAAAAAAUCAUGCCAGAUUCAUAAACUAAUUCUAUUUUCUGGAGUCACUCAGAUUUUCCCAACUCCUAGGAGCAUAAAAUUUUAAUUUAAAAAAAAAAUAUGUGGAAUCUCUGUUUUUUAUUUUUAGGACAUUUUUUUAUCAGUAUAAUUAUCUUGUGUUAUGCUCAUAUUUCAGGUACAUGUUUUUCUUCCAACUUCCAUGGCUACCUGAGUUUAUUUUAAAAACAAAUGACCUGGGAGCGUUUGAUAGCAUGGUGCCAAAGAAAGGCAGUUCAGAGAACUCGGGGGAUGAUGUAUCAGCAUACAAAUACACCUUUUCUCAACCAGGUAUAUUUAUCAUAAAAGCUAAAAGUGUACCAUUUAUCCCCAAAAAAAGUUGUAAAUUCUGAAUGACUGCAGUAACAUUAUUUAACAGCUAAAUAUAUGUUACCUGCCUAGGCAAUAUGGAAACUACUAGGACAUUCCUUUAGGUUUGUGUUAAUAAUCGGGUUAGGGUGGGGGGUUAGGGUUAGGUUGGGGGUUUCCCCCUAAUAACAUGCAUGAACAACCUAAUGCAGCCAUACUGAGAUCAAGGAAUCCAGAAUACAUAAAAUGUUUUGUACAUUAAAAAAAGGUCAAAGGUUGAGGAAAUGACUUUUUAAAAAUGUAUUUUAAUUAAUGUUUUUGGAUUGGGUUUAACCUAGUCAAAAAGAGUAUCUGUUUUAGAGCUAUCCAUCCCAGUUUAUCAUUAUCUAAAGACAAGUAUUGCAUUGCAAAACAAUUCAAAUUUAAAGGUAAAUUUUAUUCUUUUUGGGACAAAAAUUAUUAACAAAACAGUUAAGUAGUGAAUAAAACUGAAACUAUUUUUAAAGAAACUUUAAAAAAAAAAAACUUCUUUCUCUAAACAGGAGCUCUGACAGGACCAAUGAACUACUACCGGGCAUUCUUCAGGAUUAAACCAUCCACUGAACAUGACCUGGACUACACGAUGCCCACACUUCUCAUCUGGGGUGAGAAGGACACAGCUCUAGACAUGAUACUUCCCAAUACAAUUGAAAAAAUUGCACCAAAGGUUGAGGUGGUCAAAAUACCAGACGCCAACCACUUUGUUCAAAAUGAUGCACCAGAAAAAGUCAACGAGAUUAUGAGACUGUGGCUUGACCAAAACUGAUGGAAUUUUCAGGAGGGACAUUACAUUAGUGUCCGGUAUUUGUGUGUUUCAUGAUUGCUAAAAAUGGUAUUGAUGAUCAAGGACCCAGCUGGUGUAGAUUAACAAGUAAUUCCAAAACUUUAUCUUACUGUUACCCAUAUUAAUGUUUUAUUUAAUGUAAUUAGGGCAACACAAAACCCUGCCCCACAGUCCAUAAAAUAGUAUGAGCAUAUCAGAUCAGCAUAUGUUAAGGUUAUGGUUUCUGCUCUGCACUUUGAACUUGUCAACCUUCUGCCAGGGAACCUUUCAUGUAAUGCAGACUGUUAUUGAUUUUCUUAUGGUUUGGAAUAAACCCAACACUGUGGAAAUUGAGCUGAUCAGAAAGAGAGAGAAAGAGUGAGAGUUUUGGUUUAAGUAUUAGUAUGUAAACCAGCAAAUAUCCCAGGGACUUCCAAAGUUGACAAUCUUUCUAAAUCCAUUUGCAAUUUUUUUUCAAAAGACAUCUUUUAUUUAGAACAAAGUUUGUUUAACUCUUUGAUUCUAACUGUAGACUUUUUAUUUACUUUAUGAUAAACAAAUGGUUGUGAUAUGUGUAUCACCCCUGACACAGUCAUGUCCACCACGCCUGACACAGUCAUGUCCACCACGCCUGACACAGUCAUGUCCACCACGCCUGACACAGUCAUGUCCACCACGCCUGACACAGUCAUGUCCACCACGCCUGACACAGUCAUGUCCACCACGCCUGACACAGUCAUGUCCAUCACGCCUGACACAGUCAUGUCCACCACGCCUGACACAGUCAUGUCCACCACGCCUGACACAGUCAUGUCCACCACGCCUGACACAGGUAUGUCCAUCACGCCUGACAGUCAUGUCCACUCACAAAGCACACUUUAUAUGAGAUGGCAAUUCAUUUGCUUGUUUAUAGUCAAGUAAACAUGCGACUUGUCGAAAUAUAUUUUAGCUGUCUCCUUCCACGAAAAAAAGCUCUGCGGUUGGCUAAAAAUGCCCCCCCCCCAGAAUAAAGAAAAAAGUACCACCCGACGCAAACCGCCCCGUCCUCCCUAUGUCACCGGUUGCAGUAGAAGGUUGUCUCUGGAUUGUCUCAUGGGCUUUGUUGGAUAAUAAAACAAUGCCUCUAAGAAAAAUGAAAUUUUAAUACAAAGAACAAGAUGAUAUUGUUGAUCUGAUGCCCAAAAAAAAAAUGACAUUGUGAAGAUGAUUGCUACUAUUUGACGAUGGUUGUUAUUAUUUUUUGCUACUAUUCGAAGAUGAUUGCUCCUAUUGGAAGAUGGUUGUUACUAUUUGUUGCUACUAUUUGAAGAGGUUUGUUACUAUUGUGUGAAGUCCAUUGUCCAUCCCUCAAUCACCAUUAUAAUCAGUUAUCAUAAGCUUCAAGAACUUGUGUAUACCUUGUUGCAAUCUUUUUUUUCUUCCAGCAACUGACUUUUUUUUUUUGCUAAAGAAUUCUUUAUUAAAAUUGAAUUAAUUUAUUUACAAAAUAUAUAAUUCAAGUGAUCAAAACACG
Messenger RNA from Lymnaea stagnalis (great pond snail), 9652 nucleotides. The record is from the annotation of a GenBank genome assembly. Lineage: Eukaryota; Metazoa; Mollusca; Gastropoda; Lymnaeidae.